Molecule: messenger RNA, 2282 nt
Organism: Bradysia coprophila
Lineage: Eukaryota; Metazoa; Arthropoda; Insecta; Diptera; Sciaridae
Gene: Trap1
Product: TNF receptor associated protein 1
Biological process (GO): protein folding
Molecular function (GO): ATP binding; ATP-dependent protein folding chaperone; ATP hydrolysis activity
Source: RefSeq, a predicted model, not a curated record
AGAAUUUCAUCAGCUCAAUUAUCUGUCAAACCGUUCUGCAAAAAGUACAGAGUGCAACUUUUCGGCUAAUUUCUUUCAUUUCUUUCGGAAGAAUCAUAAAAUAAUAAAAUCUCCGACAGCAUGUCAGCAAGUCUGCGUAUUUUCGGUGCACUCAGAAGCUGUCAAUCGAUUCUCACAAAUGCUUCGCGUGUGCGAGCACUAAACCUAAGAAAUCAUUCCAGAGCCACCAUUCAGAAUGUUCGUUUCCUCAGCACCGUUCAAACCGAAGAUAAUUUCCAUUCGAUCAUCAAGGACAACGAAAAACCAACCGGUCAAUUGGACAAACAUGAAUUCCAGGCCGAAACUCGAAUGCUACUCGACAUCGUAGCUCGGUCUUUGUACUCGGAAAAAGAAGUCUUCGUCCGUGAAUUGAUUUCCAAUGCUAGCGACAGUUUGGAGAAGUUCCGGUACACAAGUCAUACCUCUGCUGAAAGUGAAUACGAAGAUGCUGGACGAGCACUGGAAAUACAUAUUGGAACCGACAAACAGUCAAUGCUGUUGACUAUUCAGGAUACAGGAAUUGGCAUGACUCGUGACGAAUUGGUCAGUAAUCUGGGCACAAUAGCAAGAUCUGGCUCGAAACAAUUCCUGCAGGAAAUCAAACAGAAAGGCGACGCCGUCGAGAACUCAUCGAACAUCAUCGGUCAGUUUGGUGUUGGCUUCUAUUCGGCAUUCAUGGUGGCCGACAAAGUGGAAGUAUUCACAAGAUCAUCGAAAACUGCGUCGCCCGGCUUACGAUGGUGUUCCGAUGGAUCUGGUACCUAUGAAAUUCAGGAGGCCGAUGGCGUGUCAAUCGGUACGAAAAUCAUUUUGCAUCUGAAGACUGAUUGCCGGGAGUAUGCGGAUGAGGAGCGCAUCCGAACGGUGAUAAAGAAAUACAGUAACUUCGUCGGGAGUCCCAUCUAUUUGAAUGGGAAAAAGGCGAACGAUAUCCAGCCACUUUGGUUGAUGGAACCGAAAGACGUUACCGUUGACCAGCACCGAGAAUUUUACCGUUUCGUCGGAAGUUCGUACGAUACGCCAAGAUUCACAUUGCAUUACAAGACCGAUGUACCGCUGAGCAUCCGUGCGCUGUUGUAUUUCCCCGAAGGAAAGCCCGGUCUCUUCGAAAUGUCACGUGAUGCCGACGUUGGUGUCGCAUUGUAUACGCGCAAGAUUCUGAUCCAGUCGAAAACGGACCAACUUCUGCCGAAGUAUUUGCGAUUUGUCAAAGGUGUCGUCGAUUCGGAGGAUAUUCCAUUGAAUUUGAGUCGUGAAUUGCUUCAGAACAGUUCGCUCAUCCGUAAAAUUCGUAACGUCAUAACGAAUCGCAUUCUACGUUUCCUGCACGACAAAUCCGUGAAAGAACCCGACCAGUUCGAGUCUUUCUACCGCGACUACGGUCUCUUCUUGAAAGAAGGAAUCGUCACCACCGAACUGCACACCGACAAAGAAGAAAUCGCCAAACUGUUACGCUUCGAUUCCAGCCACAGCGUGGACAACAAACGCAUCUCACUGCCCGAAUACUGCAAUCAGAUGAAAGAAGACCAGAAGGACAUUUACUACUUAGCCGCACCGAGCCGUGCAUUGGCCGAAAGCUCGCCGUACUACGAAGGAUUGAAGAAAAAGAACUACGAAGUGCUGUUCUGCUACGAACCGUACGAUGAAUUGGUGCUGAUGCAGCUGCAAAUGUUCUUGGGCAAGCCAAUCAUUUCGGUGGAGAAGGAAAUGCGAUUGGAUCGUAAUACAGAACCGGAUUUCUGCGAGGGAAGUUUGGUUAAGGCUCAGGUUGAUGACAUCAUUCCGUGGAUCAAAUCUUCGCUGGCUGGCAAGGUGACCAGUGUGAAGGCAACAUCCAGAUUAGAGGAUCAUCCGUGUUGUAUUACUGUGGAGGAGAUGGGCGCGGCGAGGCAUUUCAUUCGUACACAAGGUCAUCAAGUACCCGAAGAAAAUCGGUACGCACUGCUGCAACCACAACUAGAAAUCAAUCCAAAGCAUCCGAUCAUCAAAAAAUUGUUUGACCUGAAAACAUCGAACGAGGAAUUGGCAAAAUUGCUCAUUCAACAGUUAUUUGCCAAUGCAAUGGUCGGUGCUGGAUUGGCCGACGAUCCGAGAACACUUUUGUCCACAAUGAACGAUUUGCUCACAAAAGUGCUGGAAAAGCAUUAGCUCGUGCGACGUUCUUUUCGUUUAAAUGAAUGGAUUUUGUUUGGUUGAAUAUAUUUGUGAUAGAAAAUAAAAAUUACUUAAAAACCCUCGAAAAA